UAUGGAAAUCCCUCCCUUAAAUUGGAGAAGUGGAGACCUCGGCUCGCCUCUCCGCUGUCCGCUCUAUUGCGAUGGCUUCCAAUUCCCGGCCUUCUCUCAUCGCAGAGAUCGGACCCGACGGCAUUGCCAGGGAGUCCGCUAUUAUUGCUUACACUGAGAAGGUAAUCGAGGAGGAGCAGCUACAGUUGAAGAGAUACAUCAAAGAGAAUUAUUCAAAAAUACGAGAUGUUGAAAGAGAGCUAGAGAAUCUUACAUUGGAGUUGAAACUUACAGCUGGACCCAAGAAAGCAGCUCUUGAACAUAUGCGAAAGAAAAUAGAAUUAGUAAAUGAAAGGUUACGUGCUGCCAAGUUGAAGGAGGAACAAGCCAAAAAGGCAUGGGAAGCAGCAGCUCAGGUUGUGAAGGAUGAAGAAGCAGCCAAACAGAAACUUUGUGAUGACCUAAAUCAACUGGUACAGGAAAGUGCGAACACUCAAUAUUCACGAUUAGAGGAGUUGAAAAGGAGACUAGAAGCUCUUAAUCCUAGCAGGGUUUCUAGUGAUGUUUCAGAUGGCAAGUCAGUGCAAUCGUCUCACACCAGCGAAACAGUUUCACAAAAGACCAUACAGCAGGCUGCAGAACUAGCUGGUCAAGUGCCUCACAGUUCGGCUAUGUCCGGCACUAAAAAUAAUACUGCAUUGGCAUCAGAUGGUGAUAACCAGCCACAUCAAGUGAGGGAAAAGAAGCCGACCAUGAAUCCUGCUAGACUGAAGAAAAACAUCAUUCUAAAGAGCAGAGCAGGUUCAGAUUCUGGUUGGACUGGAGCUGGUUUUGAUGUGGAAGGAAGGACAUGAACCCCACACUCCCCUGGCACCAGAGGUAUUGUGUAGCAUGCUUUGUUUUAUUUUUUUUUUUAUUUUUUUCACAUUAUUAUAUCAUCUCAAAACACGGUGAAGGUGAUGCAUUUAAUUUUUUUAAGCUAGAGUAGUUGCAGCUUUAUAGGCUGAGGAUGAAAUAUUUUUAGCAUUUGUUGUUUCUGUGAACGAGAGAUCUAUUUUCUGUGAUCCUAUUGAACUUGUACAUAAACUAAACAUUAUAUCGGGAUUAGUAUUGCACCCAAAACUAGUGUGGAUGAUACUAUUAGGGUUGUCAAUUUA
Dendrobium catenatum is the source of this 1136-nucleotide messenger RNA. RefSeq lists its product as uncharacterized. The transcript has 7 exons. Bases 72 to 833 code for a protein of 253 amino acids. Lineage: Eukaryota; Viridiplantae; Streptophyta; Magnoliopsida; Asparagales; Orchidaceae. The record is from RefSeq and is a predicted model, not a curated record.